This is a messenger RNA of Babesia microti strain RI, 177 nucleotides long. RefSeq names its product transcription activator, putative. Gene Ontology annotation, biological process: DNA-templated transcription. Gene Ontology annotation, cellular component: RNA polymerase II, core complex; RNA polymerase III complex; RNA polymerase I complex. Lineage: Eukaryota; Apicomplexa; Aconoidasida; Piroplasmida; Babesiidae. The transcript has 3 exons. Gene Ontology annotation, molecular function: DNA-directed RNA polymerase activity; zinc ion binding; DNA binding. Bases 1 to 177 code for a protein of 58 amino acids. The record is from RefSeq and is a predicted model, not a curated record.
AUGGAUGUUAAUGUUGUGGACACAGAUGAGAAUCUAGAACCCGUUACUUACAUUUGUAGCGAAUGUGGAAAGGAUGUAGUUUUGCAGCCUGUGGCAGCAGUGAGAUGCAGGAAUUGUGGUUCCAGAAUACUGUACAAAAAUCGAAGUCACAAAGUUGUGCAAUAUGAAGCGAGGUAA